This is a messenger RNA of Engraulis encrasicolus (European anchovy), 3381 nucleotides long. It is a transcript of the gene tomm34, whose product is annotated as translocase of outer mitochondrial membrane 34. Gene Ontology annotation, molecular function: heat shock protein binding. NCBI's taxonomy places the organism in Eukaryota, Metazoa, Chordata, Actinopteri, Clupeiformes, Engraulidae. Gene Ontology annotation, cellular component: cytosol; mitochondrion. The transcript is spliced from 8 exons. The record is from RefSeq and is a predicted model, not a curated record. The coding region runs from base 466 to 1425 and encodes 319 amino acids.
AUAGCAACGCAACGUGGUGGUGUCGUUACUAAAAGCGAGUGGAAACUGAAACUCAACACCGACAGAAGCCGCUGAACACCGGCGAAAGACUUCCAUCCUUGUCGACCUGCUGGUGGUAGCUACACUGCGCGAGAGACACACCGACACUUCGGGAAGCAGCACGCGCUCGAGACUCUGACCACCACUUUGACAGAGCAACUGGCUCUUCAUUUAUUUAUUUUAGCAGCUAUCUCUGUAGAUUAACUGUGUGUUCACUACUACACAAGGGUGCAAUUUACUUUACACGUAAAUUAUUUUGAGAUCUAUUGAGCUAACGAAGUUUGUAAAGCUAGCCCUGGGGCGACUGGCGUUAGCAAGCUAGCGGAACACUGACAGGACUUGAAAGAAGUUGGACAGCUACCCGGUGACUUCUGGCACAUAUUUCCAAAAUUUGAUCUUCCCGCAAAUACACAAGAUAAACCAGGUAUGCCUCACAAGCGGCGUUCACAUUCGUGGUCGGAGCUGAAGCAGUCGGGGAAUGAAUGUUUUAAAAACGGACAGUACGGGGAUGCUGUAUCAUUUUACAGCCAGGCUAUCCAGUUAUUGGAGAAAGCAGGAGGGGCUAACCAACAAGAUCUUAGCAUCCUGUAUUCAAACCGGGCAGCCAGUAACUUGAAGGAUGGCAACUGUGGGGAAUGCGUAAAGGAUUGCAGUGUAUCUCUUGACCUGGUUCCCUUUGGUUUCAAGUCCCUGUUGCGUCGUGCCGCUGCAUAUGAAGCACUGGAAAGAUACAGGCUGGCUUACGUGGACUACAAAACUGUAUUACAGAUAGACUGCAACAUACCUUCCGCCCAUGAUGGAACAAACAGAAUGACAAAAGUCCUAACCGAAACGGAUGGUCCGUCCUGGCGAGAGAAGCUGCCUCCGAUCCCGACUGUGCCCAUGUCCGUGAAAGAGAAGCUUUUACAGCCCACUGCUGCAGCCACAACCCCAGCACCAGCACCAGCACCAGCCCAACCCGCUGCCUCAAAAACACAACAAAAUGGUGUCAAAGAGAAAGACAAACCAGUUGUAAACGACGCUGCAAAGAAGAAAGGCAAAACAUUGAAAGAGGAGGGCAACGUGCUGGUGAAGAAAGGAGAACAUAAGAAGGCCGUGGAGAAAUACACGCAGAGUCUCAAACAAGACCCCACAGAAGUCACCACAUACACAAACCGAGCGCUGUGUUACCUCUCUCUGAAGAGGUACAAAGACGCGGUGAAGGACUGCUCAGACGCGCUGGAGAUGGAUGCUGCCAACAUUAAGGCCCUGUACAGACGCGCACAAGCCAACAAAGAGCUGAAGGAGAGCAAAGCAUGCAUGGAGGAUCUGAACAGCUUGCUGAAAAUAGAGCCAACCAACGGGGCGGCCCAGAAGUUACUAGUUGAAGUGCAGAAGACGAAGUGAGGACGAGAUGAGCUGCACUGACUGGCCUGUGAGUGCGUUUUAAUAUGCGACCUUGCCUCCUCCACUUGCCUCCUCCACUUGCUUCUCGUCAUGAUGACAUCACUGACAACAGCAUUAUAUUUCAAUAUCUUGCAAAAGCUCAAUUGUAAAGUCUUUUUCUCAUUUGCAAUUGGGAUGGUGAAUGAAAAACAGUCCCUCAAAAGUUGUUGUGGCGAGGCUGACAGCUGGGAAACUUUAUUGUUUUCUCCACGGAGGAGGGGCCAGGAGGCGGGACGAGGAGACAAGCACAACUGGAGGAGGCAAGGUUGCAUAUUGGGAUGCACUCUGUGUGUGCAAUGGCGAUGUGGGACCUGCAGUUCAUGUUCCAAGUGCCUACCAAAACAAAACGCCCCCACCGUCCCAGACUUCCUCAUUAUUUCUCCUUCUACUUAUCCAACUGCAAGUUUUCAUGUUGUAUUCUUGUCCUCUAUGGGUGCACGUGUGCCCUGUGGUCACCUGAGGGUAGCCUCUGCUUUUUACGUUCUGCAUGACGUGGGAACCAAGUGUGAUGAAUAGGGAUUUGUCAGGCUGAGCUGUGUCGUCGAGAUGAGCUCCUCCUAGCCAAAUUUGAGAGAUUGCCUACUAUUUAUCUAUGCCUACUCCUAACCUUAAUCCUACUGUCUUUUGAAACUGCGCUUGUGAGGUAGCUCAACUGGACAAGUAGCUCAGUUUGACACAGCAAAUAGGAAAUAAGUGUUUUAAAUCUGCAUUUUUCAUGUUAAUGUUUCAAAUGUGCUAUGGCUCUUUAUGUUGGUCGUUAUUUUUUUUUUUAUCCUUGGGUGAGAAAAUAUGAAGAUGGACAAUAAAUGCGUCAUCAAUAUUACUCUAAUAACUUUUCCGUGUUGAAUAUCCACAUGUGCCGUUUCAAUCGCAACACAGAGAACAUUGUAAUGUAGCUUUAUUAUGGUGUCCGAAAUAAGAUUGUUUAUUAUAAUACAGGUAUUAUCAGUGAACAGGUGCAUGGGAAUUCACAUUUCCUUCACAUACAGUACAUUUUGUAUUUAAGAAUUAUGGCUCAUUCAUAUUAUUUCAAAGUCCAAGUGUACUUUGUCAAUUCACUAUGUUUUGAAUGCAAUUUCAUGCAGGUUACUUCAUGACUUGUUGUUUGUUUAUUUUAUGCAAAGCAUGAUUGAGGUUGCAGAGGAACCUUGGUGUUGUUAUACCUUUUCUAGUUUCUGUUUGGAUAUUCAAGCGUUCCAAAUGCCCACAGCAAUGUAAAAGCUAUCAGGUGUUGGUCUUUAUAUUAUGAGCCAAGACCCCCUUUAAGAUGUCGAGCCAUCUGGUGUUCAUAUUCAGCAGCGUGUAACUAGUGUUAAAGGUGGGGUUGCAGGUUAACCAUUUUAAGAAAAUGUACUAUUAUGACAUCAUGUUGGGGGUUCCGCAGGCUACAAUAUGUAGAACCUUCGAAUCCUGGGGGAGUUCCCCCAACGUGAUGUCAUACCUGCAACCCCACCUGAUAACACUCCCAGACACCUCCUACCUUCCAGGUAUGUCCAACGUUGCUGGCUGAUUAUAGAGAGAGUACUGAUGUGCAAGUUCCAGCAACAAGCCAGAGAUCACAUAACAGAACUGUGCUGUGCACUUCAGUGAUAUGCAAAGGGAUGAUUCAGUGUAGGAUUUCUCAAAUAAGGCUACAUCAGAGCUUAGAAUGAACAGUAGGCCAUUAUAAUAUCCACUGACAGCCUUACAAUGUUCUGCUCUCAGGUGUCUCGCUCGAUUGAGGCAAGAAUUUUGCAACUUCCAUGUUUACAUUGAACAAAUUAAGUCAUCAUAUGGUUGUGUGUGUGUGUUCUGAUCCUAAUGUUGACACUUUGAGUAUCAUCUCUGCAACUUCAUGAGUUGUGGGUCUUGGGUGAGAAAGUGAAGCACUGAUCAUACCUUUUUCUGUCACUAUUCAAUAAAGUAAAUACAACUGAU